Tarenaya hassleriana is the source of this 831-nucleotide messenger RNA. RefSeq names its product cytochrome P450 705A5. The transcript has 2 exons. The record is from RefSeq and is a predicted model, not a curated record. Gene Ontology annotation, molecular function: iron ion binding; heme binding; oxidoreductase activity, acting on paired donors, with incorporation or reduction of molecular oxygen, NAD(P)H as one donor, and incorporation of one atom of oxygen. NCBI's taxonomy places the organism in Eukaryota, Viridiplantae, Streptophyta, Magnoliopsida, Brassicales, Cleomaceae. Gene Ontology annotation, cellular component: membrane. Bases 1 to 831 code for a protein of 276 amino acids.
AUGGGGAAGAGGUGCUCGGGGGAGAGUGGACAGGCGGAGCAAGUUAGAGGGUUAGUGUCCAAAUCCCUUGACCUGGGGAAGAAGUUGGUCACGGCGAAUGCUCUUCGUUCGCUCAAGAAACUCGGUCUUUCGCUGUUCGAGAACGAGACCCGGGAAAUAUCGGGCAUGUUCGACGAGAUUCUUGAGAAAUAUCUACGGGAGCACGAAGAGAAUCCAAAUGGAGAUCACAAGGACAUGAUGGAUGUUCUUUUGGAAGCUUACCGAACUUUUUAUCGGAGGGACAGAUACUUCAGCGCAAUCAACGCAAUGGACGAUGGCUUCAACCAUCCCAACAUCUUCAAGAAACUGAGACAAGGAAUCGAUUCCAUUGUCGGGACAACAAGGUUGAUCCAAGAGACCGAUCUCCUGAACCUACCGUACUUGCAGGCAGUGGUAAAAGAAGGGCUGAGGCUACAUCCACCCCUAACUCUCUCCCCCAGGCGAUGUGGGAAACUAUGCAAGGUUUCCGGGUACGAUGUGCCCGAUGGUAAUCAUCAACGCUUAUGCGAUAAUGAGAGAUCCGGUCUCAUGGGGGGAAAAGGCCGACGAGUUCCGCCCCGAGAGGUUCUUGGGACCUCCGAAAGGGCUGGUAGGUGGCAGAGAAGAAGGAGUGAAGUUCUUCCGUUUGGGAGCGGAAGAAGGGCAUGCGUUGGAGCAAACUUGGCUUACAUCUUUGUGGGCACGGCCAUAGACGCAAUGGUGCAGUGUUUUUUGAUAAAGAUUCGUAUUGAUGGAUUGAAGGAGAUACAUAGUGAUUGCUGUGAUAGCAAUAUGAUAUACAAAAGGACCUGA